AUGCCGCAUGUCAGUGAAUUCACGAUUGGAUGGAUCUGCGCCCUCUCUCAGGAACUUGUUGCUGCUCAAGAAUUUCUUGACGAAGAAUAUGAAUCACGAGAGGUUGGAGAUUGUCCUUCGGACAACAAUUCCUACUCUUUUGGGAGCAUCAAUGGUCAUAAGAUCGUCAUAGCAGUGCUGCCACAAAAUCAGUAUGGCCAUGUCAACGCUGCAGUUGUCGCUAGAGACAUGUCACGGAGCUUCAGUAACCUGAGAUUCGGCUUGAUGGUAGGGGUUGGAGGUGGUGCGCCAAGUGCGGCCAACCAAAUACGACUCGGUGAUGUCGUAGUGAGCUCCAUCCAAUCUACGCACGGAGCUGUUUUCCAGUACGAUUUUGGCAAGACGAUUCAAGAAAAAAAGUUCACCCCCACCGGAUAUCUUAAUCAACCACCACAAGUUCUACAGAUUGCAGUGGCUAGCCUCUGCGCGAAGCACACGAGACAUGGCAAUGACAUUCAUGAAGCUGUCCAGAACGUCAUUGCAAGAAACAAGAGACUGCAGAAAAAUUACAGCCGCCCAGACGUGGAUACAGACAGGCUCUUCUUAUCAGGUUUCGUUCACACAGCAGAUGGAACCUGCUGUUCUGUUGCAACCAGCCAACGCCAUCCACGUUUGGUACCGCGCGACGCACGGAGUCUACGUGAAGAUGAUGUGGUUAUUCACUACGGUCUCAUCGCCUCUGCGAAUCAGGUUCUCAAAGAUGCCGUGAUACGAGAUCGUCUAGCCACUGAGAAGAAUGUAUUGUGCUUCGAAAUGGAGGCUGCUGGACUUAUGAAUCACUUCCCAUGCCUUGUAAUUCGUGGCAUCUGCGAUUACUCUGAUACUCAUAAGAAUAAAGCUUGGCAAGGUUAUGCGGCUAUGACAGCCGCUGCAUACGCGAAAAACCUGCUUGAGCUUAUGGUGCCACAGCAGGUUGUCACGGAGAAGAAGUUGGGAGAUGUUCUCGAAGAAAGUCUACAAAGCUGUCAGUCACUCGAUGAAGUAGAGUAG
Molecule: messenger RNA, 1029 nt
Organism: Pestalotiopsis fici W106-1
Lineage: Eukaryota; Fungi; Ascomycota; Sordariomycetes; Amphisphaeriales; Sporocadaceae
Exons: 1
Coding region: 1-1029 (342 amino acids)
Biological process (GO): nucleoside metabolic process
Molecular function (GO): catalytic activity
Source: RefSeq, a predicted model, not a curated record